This is a messenger RNA of Zootoca vivipara (common lizard), 132 nucleotides long. It is a transcript of the gene SMIM38, whose product is annotated as small integral membrane protein 38. The record is from RefSeq and is a predicted model, not a curated record. NCBI's taxonomy places the organism in Eukaryota, Metazoa, Chordata, Lepidosauria, Squamata, Lacertidae.
AUGGGAUCAGGCCCUUUGAUGAUUUUAGUGGUUGUAAUUAUAUUAAUGCGAUUCAUUUUAUGGUCCUGUUUCAGCGCUUAUUUAGAUUACAAACUGUCCCGUAGGUUUCCUGAAAAGAGGAAGGACUCUUGA